This is a messenger RNA of Carassius auratus (goldfish), 2721 nucleotides long. Its product is annotated as cAMP-dependent protein kinase type II-alpha regulatory subunit-like. Gene Ontology annotation, cellular component: cAMP-dependent protein kinase complex; cytosol. Gene Ontology annotation, biological process: negative regulation of cAMP-dependent protein kinase activity. Gene Ontology annotation, molecular function: cAMP binding; protein kinase A catalytic subunit binding; cAMP-dependent protein kinase inhibitor activity. The record is from RefSeq and is a predicted model, not a curated record. The transcript is spliced from 10 exons. Lineage: Eukaryota; Metazoa; Chordata; Actinopteri; Cypriniformes; Cyprinidae. The coding region runs from base 1229 to 2428 and encodes 399 amino acids.
GCGCCCCCGAGGCUCAGCGGCUCGCGCGGGGAAGGAGAGAGUGCGCGCCUCGUGAGAAGGCACCAACGGUCUGUUCUUACAGGGGAAAAAAAAAGAGAAAAUUUCAGCUCAUACAUGGCGAAAUUUGUUUUACUCGACGUCCAGACACAUAUCCAUUCCGGACCGCGGCUCUGACAGCGACAGGCGACGCGAAUAUCUGCAACUCUCAAAGGUUGGAGUUUACCAAGGGUUUUCCUAGCAGUUUCGUGCUUGGAGGCUUGCGAGUGCCGGUGUAGUCGUCUCCGUGGGUGCCGUUUUGUGCUUUCCGGUGGCAGCUGACACUUGUCCCUAUUUCCGAAGACCAGAAGGCCUGUUCUGGUUCCCUACUGUCCGGUUCACCCGGUGUCCCUGUCAGCGCCGGGCCGCCUGCACACUCAACCCGGCGCGGCCUCGCUCCUUCUCAAGCCCCAGGCGACGACAGUUACCUCCCGGGUAGAGCCCGUUACCCACACUCCUCCAAAAUACCUGCCUUGUUUACAACGAACAACGAAACAGGGAAUCCUUGAAGAAAAAACUGAGAAGAUAAACGGGACCCCGUGCGCUGGUGAUGUAGACAGACUGAGCUGUCAUAGAGUUUACCAACAGUUCUCUGAAUUUACAUAUAUUAAGUUUAUUCAUUCACGCGACUGGCUUAUUCUCUCGUGCAUACCCGUUAUUAAGAUAUUAGACAACAGAACGUCGCUUAUAGAAAUUAAACACUGUGCAAAAGGCAAGGCCUUGUCUGCUAACUCCGAUAGCUGCAUCGCUAACUCUCAGCCUAGGUUUAAUCAGCAUCUAAUCUCAUUAACUGCACUUUAUGACUGCUAUUCAUCGCUUACUUUGUAACCAUACAACACAAUAGAGGAGCGAUUUUAAUUUAAAGUCACUGGUUCAACGCACAGUACAGCAUCCUUGCCAAAAGAUCUAUUCAGCAGGAGGAGAAAACAGAGCUGUCAGCCUUUAUAAUCUACUACUCGGUCUGAUUAACUUCCAAUUUGGGAAACAAAAACCGAAGAGUCUUAUGUGUUGGGCUGGUUUCAGCUGACCUUUGCUACCAAAUUUAACUAAGUCCCUCGUGAGCUUUCUUGUGCUGUAACCCCGCUACAUGCACUGAUACGAGAAAGACUUGAUUUAUAUUUUUGUACUAUAGUACAGGAGCCAUUUAGAACAGGUUCGGAUAUCUGCAUAAACCCCCUACUACUGUUGAGACAUGAGUAUUGAGAUUCCAGUCGGUCUGACGGAGCUGCUUCAAGGCUACACCGUGGAGGUGUUGCGCCAGAAGCCGCCGGACCUGGUGGAGUUUGCCGUGCAGUAUUUCACCCGCCUGCGGGACACCAGAAGCCAGGACGGGUCCGGGGCCGCCUCCGCCGCCAAAACCGGGGGGAAGGGAGUGAUGUUUGAUGGCGAGCCGAUGCAGACAGAGUCUAACGGCGACGAGGAUGACGAGGACGAUGACUCAGAUUUUGAGCCUCCUCCCCCCAGCAGAUUUAACCGGAGAGUGUCGGUGUGUGCGGAGGCCUUUAACCCUGAUGAUGAUGAGGAAGAUUCUGAGCCGAGAGUUGUCCAUCCAAAAACAGACGUGCAGCGUUGUAGAUUACAGGAGGCCUGCAAGGACAUUCUGCUGUUCAAGUCUCUUGAUCAGGAGCAGUUUUCAGAGGUGCUGGACGCCAUGUUUGAGGUUCUUGUGCAGCCAAAAGAGCAUGUUAUUGAUCAGGGAGAUGAUGGAGAUAACUUUUAUGUAAUCGAGAGGGGUGUGUAUGAUAUCGAGGUACAGAAGGAUGGUGUGGGCUGCUGUGUGGGUCAGUAUGAUAAUAAGGGCAGUUUCGGAGAACUGGCCCUCAUGUACAACACUCCACGGGCGGCAACCAUCAUUGCCAAUGAAGAGGGAGCCCUCUGGGGACUGGAUCGGGCAACGUUCCGUAGACUCAUAGUGAAGAACAAUGCGAAGAAGAGAAGGAUGUAUGAAAUCUUCAUUGAGUCUGUCCCACUGCUCAAAUCACUGGAGUUAUCUGAAAGGAUGAAGAUUGUUGAUGUGCUGGGUGUUAAAUCAUUUCAUGACGGAGAGCGUAUAAUUAUGCAGGGCGAUAUGGCUGAUUGCUUCUACAUUGUGGAGUCUGGAGAAGUGAAGAUUAUGAUGAAGAGUAAAACAAAAGCAGACAGACAGGAUAAUGCUGAGGUGGAGAUCGCUCGCUGCAGUAGAGGGCAGUAUUUUGGAGAACUUGCUCUCGUCACUAAUAAACCACGUGCUGCCUCAGCCUAUGCUAUAGGGGAUGUCAAAUGCUUGGUGAUCGAUGUACAAGCCUUCGAGCGUUUGCUGGGGCCCUGCAAGGAGAUCAUGAAGAGGAACAUUGCCCACUAUGAGGAGCAGCUGGUGGCUCUGUUUGGAUCCAGUGCGGACCUGAGGGACUGAGACAAACUGGCCGUGCCUUACGUACACACACACACACACACACACACACACAACACAUAUGUUAUACACUCCCAAAACAUUUUGUAGGCACACAUUCCUUUUUAUGUGCACUCAUUCUUCAGUCAAACAUGCUCACACUUUCAAACCAUACCUCACAAACACACACCUGAUGUCAUUGCAUCAGCUGCUCAGUACGAAAUAUAAACAUUACAAGCUCAACUUCGGUGUCCCUAAACCCACCACAGCCUGGAGAGGACAUAUGCACACACACACACACACACACACACACACAC